AUGGCAUCCAGUUUCUCUACACAAUUAUUACUUAAAGGUAUACAACCAAUAGAAACAUUUACAGGUGCAGAUGAUCAAGAUUCAACGGCAUGGCAACAAGGCAUUGAUGAAUUAUUCGAUGCUACCAAAAUUGACAAAAAUGGUCGACGACGAUUAUUGCCAAUGUAUUUUGGCGAAGAUGUUAAAAAAUGGUACCGUAGUGAAAACCAUAGUAGUGAUUACGAAAUAUUCAAGAAACACUUUGUCACUACCUUUACAUCAUCUGGAUAUAAAUUAAAAAUUUAUUCCAAAAUUAUCAAUCGUCGUCAACGUCCUGAUGAAGCUGUACAAUCUUACCAUUAUGAUAUUAUAUCAUUAUGCUCAAAACUCAACUAUGGACAUGUUAGAAAACGAGAAGAUUUUACACUCGCUACGUGGAUUAAAGCCAUCAAUAUUACAACCAGUUAUAAUGGCUGA
This is a messenger RNA of Didymodactylos carnosus, 456 nucleotides long. NCBI's taxonomy places the organism in Eukaryota, Metazoa, Rotifera, Eurotatoria, Philodinida, Philodinidae. The record is from the annotation of a GenBank genome assembly.